Molecule: messenger RNA, 1565 nt
Organism: Merops nubicus (carmine bee-eater)
Lineage: Eukaryota; Metazoa; Chordata; Aves; Coraciiformes; Meropidae
Gene: KLHL32
Product: kelch-like family member 32
Exons: 6
Molecular function (GO): protein binding
Source: RefSeq, a predicted model, not a curated record
GAAUUAAAUAGUUUUAAUUACUUGGACCUUUAUAAGCUUGCGGACCUCUUCAACCUCACUUUGUUGGAGAAUGCAGUGAUUGACUUCUUAGUAAAGCAUCUCUCUGAGCUACUGAAGAGUCAUCCUGAAGAAGUUCUGGCACUUCCAUACUGUCUUCUUCGAGAGGUUUUUAAAAGUGAUAGACUCACUUCGCUCAGUGAGGAACAAAUCUGGCAGCUGGCUGUGAGGUGGUUGGAACACAACUGCCGGUACCAGUACCUGGAUGAGCUUCUCCAGUACGUCCGCUUUGGCCUCAUGGACGUGGACACGCUGCACACCGUGGCUCUGUCUCAUCCUCUUGUCCAAGCUAGCGAGACGGCGACAGCGCUUAUUAACGAGGCCUUGGCCUACCACCAGAGCGUCUAUGCACAGCCCGUUUGGCAAACCAGAAGGACGAAACCUCGCUUCCAGUCAGACACCCUCUACAUUAUCGGGGGGAAGAAACGGGAGAUCUGUAAAGUGAAGGAACUGCGGUACUUCAACCCGGUGGAUCAAGAGAACGUUCACAUCGCGGGGGUUGCCAACUGGAGCGAGCUGGCGCCCAUGCCCGUGGGGAGGAGCCACCACUGCGUGGCGGUGAUGGGAGACUUCAUUUUUGUAGCUGGGGGAGAGGCGGAGCACUCCACGGGGCGCAGCUGCGCGGUGAGAAGCGCCUGUCGCUACGACCCCCGCACGGACUCCUGGGCCGAGAUCGCCCCGAUGAAGAACUGCCGGGAGCACUUUGUGCUGGGAGCGGUGGACGAGUGCCUCUACGCGGUGGGGGGCAGGAACGAGCUGCGUCAAGUGCUGCCUACGGUGGAACGCUAUUGCCCCAAGAAGAACAAGUGGACCUUUGUACAGUCCUUUGACCGAUCGCUCUCGUGCCAUGCAGGAUAUGUGGUGGAUGGUCUUCUUUGGAUAUCAGGAGGAGUAACAAAUACUGCACAGUAUCAAAACAGGCUCAUGGUCUAUGAUCCUAAGCAGAACAAGUGGUUAAGCCGUAGCCCGAUGUUGCAGAGGAGAGUGUAUCACUCCAUGGCUGCUGUCCAGAGAAAACUUUACGUGUUAGGUGGGAAUGAUCUGGACUACAACAACGAUCGGAUCCUGGUGCGGCACAUAGACUCCUACAGCAUAGAUGCUGACCAGUGGACGCGCUGCAGCUUCAGCAUGUUGACAGGUCAAAAUGAGUCUGGAGUCGCUGUCCACAAUGGUAGAAUAUAUUUAGUUGGCGGCUAUUCCAUUUGGACAAAUGAGCCUUUGGCAUGUAUCCAGGUGCUGGAUGUCAGCAAGGAAGGGAAGGAAGAGGUGUUCUAUGGGCCCACGCUCCCCUUUGCUUCCAAUGGGAUAGCAGCAUGCUUUCUUCCUGCUCCUCACUUCACGUGCCCCAACCUCCAGACUCUGCAAGUGCCUCACCACAGGAUCGGCACAAUGUGACACAUGGAACGGGCACCUCAUCAAAUCAGAAGUGGAGGGAGAAAAAAAAACAACUCAAACCCUGUGUACAGAAGGGUUCCUCUGGGUCAGUGAGAAGAAUCAAUCCCCGUGGG